AUGAACGAGAAGACACUGCGCUCUUUGGAAACUGAAUGCGACGACUGCCUCGAGGCUAAGUUUGGAGACACAGGCAUACCUGGGGCCAUAUUUAUUGCUCUUGAUAGGGACGGGUCGACGAUCUAUUCAAGGAACAUGGGAACUAGGGAGGUCAACAGUGCUCAAGCUAUGACCGAUGACACUAUGUUCUGGGUAGCUUCUUGCGUGAAGGUCUUCACGGCCAUGUCCGUCAUGAAAUGCGUCGAACAGGGGCUCGUUACUCUAGAUGCAAAUAUUCUAGAACAUGUGCCCGAACUCGCAAAGCAGCCUGUCCGGCAACCCACCGAUGAACCUGGAAAACAUACAUUUAGUCCUCGCACGGAGCCUAUAACCCUCCGAAUGCUCAUGACGAACACGGCGGGUGUAGGCUAUCCUCCCGGUGAACUUUCAUCCCCAGAGGCACUCGAGGACCUCGCUACCGGCAAGGGGCCAUGGGCCCAAGCCAAAGUGGAAUUCCACGCUGGCGGACCCUUGAAAUUUCAACCUGGAGAGAAGUGGGAAUAUGGUGGAUCUAUGGAGUGGGCCGGCCGUGUUGUCGAAUCUGUCACAGGCCGGAGGCUAGGAGACUUUAUGGCUGAACACAUUCUUGAGCCGUCUGGCGUUCGCGACAUCACCUUCGAGCUGACGGAGGAUCAGCACUCUCGCAUGGCCGCUUCUCACUUCCGCUGGCCAGAUGGACGCGUGAAUGCUCGAGCGAAAUUUUACUCGGACAAUGUUAUCGAUCAUUGUGGCGGUUCGGGCUUGUACGCUACUGCGCCAGACUUCGCUCAAGCAUUGCUCCCCCUCAUCAAUGGUGGUGUUCACCCGAUCACCGGAAAGCGUAUUUUGGAAUCCGAGACAGUCAGAGAUAUGUUCGCUGGACAGUUGACCCCAGAACAAGUUCUUUGGCUCGAUCGUCCAAGUUUGAUCUCAGAGCACAUAUUUUCUCCAGGCGUUGAAAAGCAAUGGGGGCUGAGUGGUCUGUUAAUGCCUAAGGGGUCUCCCACUGGCAGAGGCGAGGGCACGGCGACCUGGUUCGGAGGUGCGAACACGCAUUGGAUGGCCGAUUCUACGAAGGGCAUUGUCAUGGUAGUUUUCGCUCAAGUUGUCUCCAUGCCGUUAGGAGAUGAACGGCUUCUGACUCUAAGAGACGAGUUAGAGAAGAGCAUCUACCAGAGAUUCUGAUGUUGUCAGCAAUCGUACCGUGCGCCCAAUUUACGGGGUACGAAACAUCUUC
Molecule: messenger RNA, 1255 nt
Organism: Stereum hirsutum FP-91666 SS1
Lineage: Eukaryota; Fungi; Basidiomycota; Agaricomycetes; Russulales; Stereaceae
Product: beta-lactamase/transpeptidase-like protein
Exons: 11
Coding region: 1-1203 (400 amino acids)
Source: RefSeq, a predicted model, not a curated record